AUGCCCGCCCCCAUCGAGAGCAGCAGCCGUGGUGGUGGGCCGCCAGCCUACGCGACGGGGUCAACUGGCCACGUUCCCCUUGCUAAUGUCGUCGACUUUUGCCUCAGCCAACCCUUCCAAACCGAAAAUGACUUCACGCCCCCCUCGCAGCGACUUUCGCCGAUAGAAGACAGCCGGCCCAUCUUUGUCGAGAACAAGUCAGAUCGCACACUCACCUUUGGCCAAACAUUCAAGGAUGCGCGCGCUGUGGCGUCGGGGCUUCUGAAUCUGGGCUUGGAACCUAGGGACCUGCAUAAGCUUCCGCCGACGCCGACAUGCCCCCAGGGCCCCGAGAUCGCACAGGUCGUGCUAAUCCAGCUGCCAAAUUGCCUCGCCUUUGCUCCGGUAAUUUUAGGCACGGUGGCGGCGGGCCUGACUGCCACGUUAGCAUCCCCCGCCCUCACGGGCGACGAGAUUGCCUGGAUCCUGCAAAAUUCCCGCCCGCGCGUCAUCGUCACGGCCAAAACCUGUCUGCCUGCAAUGCGCGCCGCCCUGCAAAAGCAGCAGGACCAAGCUUUCUUCAAAACCGUCCCCAUCUUCGCCGUCGACGGUGCCGAUGACCCAUACCCCCAAGCUCUCCCGAAGGGGCCGGCACCCAAGAGCGUUAUCGGAGAGAAAGAUUGGCGCGAGCUUUUAGCCGCCAAUCCGUCACCGCGGCUAGAUGCUCCCAUUUUCCCCGCCAACACUGCAGCGACGCGGACGGCGGUGAUUCUGUGGUCGUCGGGCACAUCUGGGCGCUCGAAGGGCGUGCUCUUAUCCCACCACGCACUAAACGUUGCCACAGCCUCUCUCUGGCAGGACUCCGAGUUCUACCAAGGUCAGCGCCAGCGCUGGCUGGGUUACGUGCCAUUUUACCACGUCUUUGGCCUCUGCAAUGUCCUACUGUUGGCGAUUUGCACAGGCUCGACCACGUACACGAUGUCGUCGUUCAACCUCGACGCCGUGUUGGCCGCCAUUCCCUCUCGCAAGAUUACGUACCUGCACAUGGCGCCGCCCGUGGCUGUCAUGCUCGCAAAAUCGCCCAAGGUCGAGCCUUAUACGAAGCGCGACGCCAGCGGCCGCAACGGUUUCAGCUCGGUUGUGGGGGCUGUCACGGGCGGCGCUCCGCUCGGCCAUGAGGUUGUGGUUCAGCUCUACCAGCGCUGCGGCUUCCGCGUGCGUCUCGGUUACGGGCUAUCCGAGACGUGCUGCACCGCCCUGCAGCGCGGUCUUGGCGAGGCCGAGAUGCACGCCCACGCCGGCGACACUGGGCGGCCGCACUGGGGAGUUGAUAUCAUGAUUGCCGGCGGCACAGAAGCGGACGGGAAAGCGGUGGGCGCCGCCAUAGAUCACGAGGGCGAGGUGCUUGUGCGAGGCCCCAUGCUGAUGUCAGCAUAUCUGCCUAUCGGGUUCAUGGCAAGCGCCAACCACAAGAACCACCAGCUGGACAUGUCGGCGACAACCGAGGCGCUGACACCCGACGGCUGGUUCCGCACGGGCGACGUCGGCGCGUUGUCGGCCGACGGCAGGCUGCGCAUAACGGACCGCCUCAAGGAGCUCAUCAAGGUGCGCGCGUACCAGGUGGCGCCCGCCGAGCUUGAAGCCGUGCUGUGUAGCAGCGAGUCGGUCGCCGACGCCGGCGUCAUCGGGAUUUACGACGAGUCCGAGGCCACCGAGUGGCCGCGCGCGUUUGUCGUGCCCUCGGCCGCUGUCCUGAGUAAGCCCGACAGGCAGCAGGCCCUGGCGCAGCUUGCCCAGGAGGUAAAGAAGCUCGUCGAGGAGCGCACAACAAAGUACAAGUGGCUCGUGGGCGGCGUCGUGUUCGUCGACCAGAUCCCAAAGAGCCCGAGCGGGAAAAUCUUACGGCGCCUGUUGAAGAGCGGCGGCCCCGAGGCGAAGGGCGUCGAGAUUAAGCUGUACGAGAGGAAGCGCAGAGACGUCAAGCUAUGA
Messenger RNA from Lasiosphaeria miniovina, 1968 nucleotides. RefSeq lists its product as uncharacterized. Gene Ontology annotation, molecular function: CoA-ligase activity. Lineage: Eukaryota; Fungi; Ascomycota; Sordariomycetes; Sordariales; Lasiosphaeriaceae. The record is from RefSeq and is a predicted model, not a curated record. The transcript is spliced from 2 exons. Gene Ontology annotation, biological process: secondary metabolic process. The coding region runs from base 1 to 1968 and encodes 655 amino acids.